Molecule: messenger RNA, 1080 nt
Organism: Trypanosoma cruzi
Lineage: Eukaryota; Euglenozoa; Kinetoplastea; Trypanosomatida; Trypanosomatidae
Exons: 1
Coding region: 1-1080 (359 amino acids)
Biological process (GO): vesicle-mediated transport
Cellular component (GO): membrane
Source: RefSeq, a predicted model, not a curated record
AUGUGUCUGCGCAGGCGUGAUGCUGUCUGUCAGCUUAACUCUUUCUCUUUUUGCCGUUUUUUUUUUUUUUUUUGGUGUGUGUGUGUGUGUUUGCUUUGUUUGCGCCAUCAAUUCUUCAUGAAAAGAGCGUUUAGGGAGGCGAGAGAGGGGGGUGAACACGGGUGUGUCCUCAGAGGCGUGGGGGGCCGCCACCCAAUGGCCCGUGACCGCAUGGCCGAGUUCAUCUCCCUGGUUCCGCACCGUGGGCGGGGGGCGGCCUCGCACGGCAACAUCUACGGCGGCAACGGCAAUAACGGCUGCGAGGGGACUGAACGCGGCGCCAUGUGGCUGCCAAUUGACGAUGAAACGCGACCCAUUUUCACGUCACUUUCUAAAAUACGGCAGCAGGUGGAGGCACUGGAGGCGCUGCACGUAGAGCAACUGGUGGAGAUGUGCGCAAGGAAGCGGGAGGCCGUACACGAUGCGGUGGAAAAGAUUUGUUCCGAGUGCCACUUCUCUCGGGAAAUGAUUCACAAAUACAAUCGCGCCACCAAGCAGCUGGCAGAGGGAGUAAAUACCAACCGUCGGCCCAUAAACACGGCGGAGCUGCGUAUGCGACACAACAUUGCCAUGUUUAUGGAGUGUCAACUGAUGCAAAAUGUACGCACCAUGUGGAUGGAACAGAAGGCUCAAGAAGAACGUUUGGUUGAUGCUACUGCAAGGCGUCUCAAGGCGCGUUUUGGGGUUGUUGGGAAUAGCGUUAAUGAGAAUUUCAAUCGGGGUGAGAUGACUGUUGAAAACUCCUUUGAGAUUGCGCGACGGCUUGUGGCGACAGGCAAUGAGGAUCGGUCGUUUUCCCUGGCCCGGGAUGAACUGGAGCGGGUGACGCGCACACGGGAUGCUGUAUUGGAGCUUGAGCAGGAGAUGCAGGAUCUCCUGCAACUUUUUAGUGAUCUGCAACUUCUUUUGCAAGGACAGCAUGAGCAGCUCAUAUUGAUUCAGCAGAAUGUCGAGAAGGGUUGUCAGAAUCUUGUGGCUUCUGCAGGACAUCUUCAGGCGGCAAAGCAACACAAGAAAAAAUCUUGCUGUGUGCUCCAGUAG